AUGCAUGAUGUACGGUCGAUUAUCAGCCAGUCCCCACCCGUGGACGUGACUAAGCCCUACGAUGCGGACAACCUCAAGGGCAAGGUCAUCCUCAUCACCGGCGGCGCCAACGGCCUCGGGGCGCACAUGGUCCGGAAGUGGGCGUCGCACGGCGCUCACAUCUUCAUCGGCGACAUUGACGACGCCGCCGGCGAGGCCUUCGUCGCCCAGCUCCGCGCCGAGCACGAGGGCCAGACGUUCCACUACCUCAGGUGCAACGUCAUCGAGUGGGAGGACCAGGUCGGCCUCUUCGACGCCGCCGUCAGGCUCAGCCCCACCAAGGCCAUAGACAUCGUCGUCCCCAACGCCGGCGUCCUCAUCGCCGCCGACACCUGGGCCUUCGAGCACCCGUCGCUCGACGAGUCCGGGGCCCUCUCCCCCCCAAACACCCGCAUCCUCGACAUCAACAUCACCGGCGUCGUCUACACCACCCACCUGGCCCUCUACCACCUCCCCAGGAACGCCGGUCCGGGCCGCGACCGCGCCAUCCUCUUCAUCGGCUCCGUCGCCUCCUUCAUGCCCCUCCCCGGCCAGGCCUUCUACGCCAUGUCCAAGCACGCCGUCAUGGGCCUCUUCCGCUCCCUCCGCGCCACCGCCUUCCCCCGCGGCGUCCGCGUCAACAUGCUGGCCCCCUACUACGUCGCCCAGACCAACAUGCUCGGCCCCGCGCUCGAGGCCGUCCUCAUGAGCGGCACCGCCGGCGCCGCAAAGGUAGAGGACGUCAUCGACGCCGCCACCCGCCUCGUCGCAGACACCUCCGUCAGCGGCAGGUCCCUCGCCGUCGGGCCCAGGCUCAAGACAAGCCCCGAGGGGCUCCCCCCCAUCGAGGAGCACGAGGGCGGCGGGGAGGGCCGGGCCGUCUGGGAGUGCUACACGUACGACUACGACCAGGUGGAGUCGUUCAGGUGGCGGUACAUCCACAUCCUCAACGCGGUCGAGGCCUCGAGGGGCUACCUCGCCUGGCUCAAGGAUAUCAUCGGCAUCUUCUGGAGAAAGUAA
This is a messenger RNA of Clonostachys solani, 1038 nucleotides long. NCBI's taxonomy places the organism in Eukaryota, Fungi, Ascomycota, Sordariomycetes, Hypocreales, Bionectriaceae. The record is from the annotation of a GenBank genome assembly.